AUGGAAAGCGGCGAGGAGCGAGUGGGGCCGGUAGGGCAGGGGGGUGGGGAGCUGCUCCGGGGAUCUCGUUCCCCUCCUCCCAGGAGUGGCACUUUGGAUUCCCGCGCUCCUGCAGCCUGGGAGUGUCGUGGCGGCAACCGGCCCGUACUCUCCGCGGACGACGAACGCGGGGCAGGGGACCCCGAACCCCACCAGCGGCUGGCUCACCUCGGGCGGGGGGCAGGUGCCCCUCCUGUGGCUGCGGACGCGGCUGGGGGCGCAGCGGCUCGGCGGCGCGCGCGCUCGCGGUGCCCGUGUCCCGCGGGCUCGGGGCGCUGGGCGCCGGGUCCCCGCGGUCCGACUGCGCCGGGGCUCGCCUCCCCGGCCCAAUCGGAACAACUCCAGGAGCUGGGAAGCCCCCCUGGACGCCACUGGCCCACGAAGCGAGCGGGGGGAGAAGCGGACCUACAGGGUGGAUACUUGUAUUUAUACCCCCUCCGCGGCUGCACCCUGAGGUAG
This is a messenger RNA of Pipistrellus nathusii (Nathusius's pipistrelle), 498 nucleotides long. NCBI's taxonomy places the organism in Eukaryota, Metazoa, Chordata, Mammalia, Chiroptera, Vespertilionidae. The record is from the annotation of a GenBank genome assembly.